Molecule: messenger RNA, 781 nt
Organism: Caenorhabditis angaria
Lineage: Eukaryota; Metazoa; Nematoda; Chromadorea; Rhabditida; Rhabditidae
Source: the annotation of a GenBank genome assembly
AUGCAAGUGACAAUUUCUUGUGGAUCAACACAAAUCCCAUUCGAUGUUUCGACAAUCACAAAACUCGGCGAAUUUCGCGAUUUUAUAGCGCAAGAAAAUGAGUUGGAUCGUGACGCAAUGAAGAUUUUGCAUCGCGGAAAGAUUUUGAGCACGGAUGAUGAGAUUGCGAUUGAAAGUGUAGGAUUCAAGGAGGGCGACAAGGUUAUUGUGAUGGGUGGAAAGAAAAUGGCGAUUAAGGUGAGUGAUUUGGGGGGAAUUUUUUCAAGCCGAAAUUUAGCUUCAAUUCAUUUCAAAUUUUGGUUUUUCUGGCGCCAAAAUUUAGAUAUUUCAAUUUUUCCAAAAUUCAUGAAGUUCUACAAAUCGCCCCGGCCAAUUUCUGCUUUAAAAAUCACCUCAAUUUUUCCAGGACGAUCCCGGUUUCUCAGCCCUUCUUCAAUACGAAAAACACAAUCUCAACAAUCUCCAAAAAACAUUCGACGAACUUUCGAAAGAUCUCACCGAACUCGAAAAAGGCUAUCUCGAAAAGCCGAAACAAAUCGAAAUGAUCAAAAAAUUCGACAAACGUCUCAAACAAUUCAACGAAGAAUCCGAAAGACAUUUGGAAUCGAUCGAUGGAAUUCAGAUAAUUCGAGAAAAUACGCCGGAAAAUCAAGUGAAAAGAAAUCGAGAAAAAAGGAAGACGUUGAUUAGUGGAGUGCAGGAUUUGUUGAAUCAAAAUGAUAAAUUUGUGAAGAGAUUGGAGGAAUAUGAAAAGAAAUUGAUGGGAGAAAUUGUUGAGUAG